This is a messenger RNA of Hyalella azteca, 2322 nucleotides long. RefSeq names its product 2-oxoglutarate and iron-dependent oxygenase JMJD4. The record is from RefSeq and is a predicted model, not a curated record. Gene Ontology annotation, molecular function: sequence-specific DNA binding; histone H4R3 demethylase activity. The coding region runs from base 132 to 1337 and encodes 401 amino acids. Lineage: Eukaryota; Metazoa; Arthropoda; Malacostraca; Amphipoda; Hyalellidae. The transcript has 8 exons. Gene Ontology annotation, cellular component: cytoplasm; nucleus. Gene Ontology annotation, biological process: protein hydroxylation; negative regulation of gene expression; positive regulation of translational termination.
UCCAGGUUACACUCUAAGUUGAACUUACGUUGCGCUUACCAUUCUGGCACUGUUUUGAUUUGAGGAGUGACAGAAAUGAAUGAACAAGGACACGUUCAUUAUCAUGUUGAACUGUUGAACAUUCAGGUUGUAUGAGGAAAAUGAUUGAAUUGCAGUCGCCAGUUGUUAGCAAAAAUAUUCAACUUGGAGAUGAGCUCUCGUUGUUUCCGUCUGUUAGCAACGAAUUCACUUAUGAUACAUUUUUUCGUCGCUAUAUGGAACCCAAUUUACCGUGCAUUUUUCAGUCAUGGCUAACUGCUGAAUGGGCAGCUCGAAAGAUCUGGGUUAGUGACAACAAAAUCGACGUGGAUCAUCUAGUUCAUAAAUACGGUCUUGCAGAAGUUCCUGUUGCUGAUUGUGACCAAAAGCAUUAUAAUUCUCAGCAGAAAGAAACAUUUCUAUUGAAAAACUAUCUCUCUAAGUACUGGCUGAAUCACAAGUGUGAAGAGAACAAGUCCCAUCAAAAAUGCCUCUAUCUCAAGGAUUGGCAUUUUGUGAGAGCCUAUCCUGAAGCCAAGAUUUACAGGACCCCAAUAUUCUUUUGCUCUGACUGGCUGAAUGAGUUCUGGGAGAAGCGUGAGGACAGCCAAGAUGACUAUCGCUUCGUCUACCUGGGACCAAAGGGCAGCUGGACACCAUUCCAUGCAGAUGUCUUCCAAUCAUACAGCUGGUCAGCCAACGUGUGUGGCCGCAAGAAAUGGAUUUUUUUCCCUCCUGGUGCUGAAGAAAGUUUAAAGGACUGUAUGGGUUCUUUGCCUUAUGACAUCGCCAAGAGCGGCCAGAACUUGGAUGCACUAGGAGCCUUGACGGUGAUUCAGGAGCCGGGGGAGACCAUCUUUGUGCCUUCAGGAUGGCAUCACCAAGUCUGGAACUUGGAAGACACGCUGUCCAUCAACCAUAACUGGAUCAAUGCAACAAACAUCUUGCAGGUCUGGCGUCAGCUGCUUGCUGAGCUACUGAAGGUAGAAGACGCCAUUUCUGACUGCCGGAGCAUGGAGAAAUGGGAAGACCAGUGUCAGCUGGUGCUGAAAGCAUCUCAUGGCAUGGAUUUCAUCGAGUAUUAUCAUUUCCUUAGAGCGAUCGCCAAGCCCAGGAUAGAGUCUCUACGAUCGGGCAGUGACCUGACGGUGCUGGACGGCCAUCGUCAGGGCAGACGCCACACAGAGUACGACGUGCAGAGGCUGCGAGACGCCCUCCUCGCGCUCCUCGACGACCACCACGUCGGGCACCUCGACACCUUCGAGUCACUGGCUGAGCCUCCUGCUGCACUACUUGAUCAACUCAAUGAUCUUCUAUAGAUUUACGUAUGCACUGUAUUUUGUCUGUGAGGUAUUAUUGUUGUAGGUACUGUUGUUGUCUACAGUCAAGCUUUAUCGUGUUUUACUAACUCAAUGAUCCUGUAUAGACGACGCAUGUUGCAUAUAAAAAUAGGCCCGAGUCACAAAGUCUAUUUUGUCACUGAGGUAUUAUUGUUGUAUGUAAAGUUGUGGUCUUCAGUGAACCUACAAUUGUGUUUUGCUAACUCAAUGAUCCUGUAUAGACGACGCAUGUUGCACAUUAAGUCUAUUUUGUCACUGAGGUAUUAUUGUUGUAUGUAAAGUUGUGGUCUUCAGUCAACCUACAAUUGUGUUUUGCUAACUCAAUGAUCCUGUAUAGACGACGCAUGUUGCACAUAAAGUCUAUUUUGUCAGUGCUUAAUUAUUGUUAUAGGUAAUUUUGCUAUCUUCAAUUAACCGUCAACUCCAGCGCAAUGAUGAUUUAGGAUUUGUUAAUUAUUUAAAUGAAUAUUGUAUUAUACUGUUCACAGAUUUUCAGUAAUCUUGCAAUUUUUUGCUCAUUAUGAUAUUCGUCCUCGUAUGCUGCUCGAUAGCUGACUGGUGCUAAAUCCAUGAACGACAAGAACAUAUUAACACAAUAUUUUGUUCGUGAGUCUCGCACCUGUGAACCAUACCUUAAAGAAUUAUCAAUUUUUACAGAUAUUGUUUCGCCUAGGUAAUGAUUAUUAUCACUGAAGGAUAAUCAUGAUCAUGAUUGUAGGUAAACUUAGCAUGUAUUUAUUAUAUUGGAUAAAUUUAUUAUGUUCCGUUAUUUAAAGACGAGCCAUAAUGUAGUCUGUAGCCGUCAGGUAGAGGGUUGUCCACUCUGCUCUGUAUUUCUUGCCUGUCGAAAAUUGUCAGCGUUUGUGGAAGACUGGAAAGUUUUGCCAUAUCCUCCUCUGACAAACUGAAGUCGAACACCUACAAAUAAACAUAAUAAUUAAGUUAUACAGGGUGAACCAGAAUU